UCCGACUCAUGUCAAUGACCUUUCUGCAUUCCGUCAUGGGCGCCUCAGCAUUAUAUGAAGCGCCUUAACAUCCUGCCGAAACAGACAGAAUCUUGCAGGGUAUGUUGUGUUUGUCCAGCAAUCGCAUUUGAUCAGAGUGCUUUUUAGAAGCUUGCAAGCCACGCAUUCGAUUGUGAGCUUCAAUGCCAAUUGCGGUCAACAGUGGCAGAAGUCAGCCGCAGAGGUUAGAAGACACGAACCCGUGCUUAAUGCAGCAACAGAACAAUCGAAGGCACUCUCCACCACUAUGCCAUCACAGCCCCCCUGCAGAGAGUGCUUGUUUGCAGCAUCACCAUAAGCAGCCCCCCCUGUGCAAGUAACUCGUUCUAGUAGAGAGCUGCACAGAAAGUAGACAUCUCGGUAUGUUCGAGCCAGAAGCUGCAUAGAACAUGCUAAAACAACCUGGAAGGAAGUUCUGCAGAAUAGUUACUAGACCACGGGGGUGGCUUUGUAUUGCAGUCACCCAAAGCUGAAGCAGUCAAAUAAGUGGUGUUGUUCUCUCCAUGGUGCACCAGGCUGCAGCUCACGCCUCAACUUGUUCAAAUUCCUUUAGUCAGCUUUCAACAGCAGUUCCUUCAUUCUUUCAAGGUUUGGGACUCCAGCAAACACCUUUUAACUUGCUUUAGACAAAGGCUGGGUCCAACAUCACUAUGGACCUCGCAAUGGAGGACGUGAAGGUGAAUGAAGAACCAGGCAACGGGUUUGCGGCUGCGUCCUUUGCGAGGGGUGCAGAGGCAAGCACCAGUGGAAUGGAUGAUGAAGAUGACCCGAUCGCCAGGGAGAUUGACGUUUUUGUGAAGCCCCAGCUCGAUGGGACAACUCAGCUGUACCUGCUGCAAUACCCAUUACGACCAUUCUGGCGGCCAUACAACCUUCAGGAGCGGUGUCAGGAGGUGCGGGUCAAGAGCCAGCAGGCCAAGGUGGAGGUCGACCUUGAGGUGGACGUACACAGCGACAACUACGACCAGAGUGCCUCCGAGGCGUUGCGGAUCAAGAAGCAGACGUUGUCUUCGACGCACAUGGACCUGCAUGCAAACUAUGCCAUUGGUUUACUGAGAGGAAAUCAGCUCCAUUUGAGCCCCCUGCACGCCGCCGUCCAGCUGAAGCCCUCGCUGCGGUAUCUAGACGCGGCUGACGAGGCGCGCAAGAAAGAGGCGGCGGCCGAUGCGGCUGCGGCAGAGGACGGGGACCGGAUGGAGGAGGACGAAGGGCAGCCGGAUAUGAUGCCCGUGCAGGUGCAAAUCCGGCGGCGAGAAACGGAGCGUCAGGAGGAGAACCGGCUGUCGUCGUACGCGUACUUGAAGCAGAAAGACGAGUCAGAGGAGUGGGUUCCCCUGCGGCCGUACCUUGCAACAAGUGUGGAGGCCCACCGUGUCCGAGACAAGAUGCUCGCCUCCAGCGACCAGCGAAUAACAUUCGACCAGCCGCCGGAGAAGUACAUUGCUGACGUCACCCCUGGGCGGUCGCUGGCGGCGCCGGCGUCAUACCAUCCCGAGGACGGCCUGGAGACCGACGAGCUGUCGAGAAGUCAGCUGGAGGCGCUGAAUCUGAGCGACCGAUUCAAGCUGCUGUUGACAAAGGGCGCGAUUCAGGUGCUCCAGUUCGACCGCCUGCUGAAGCUCGCGCCCUCGGACUCGACGGAGGCGGAGGUGCUCACAGUGCUCAAGAACCACGCCAUGCUCGUGCAGGGCUGCUGGGUGGCGGGCAGUCAUUUGCGCUACAAGAACAUCCCCGUGGUGAGCGGCCAGCAGGCGGUCGAGAAGAACGCGCUGUCCCUGGUUCGGGACUUCUUCCUCCUGCUCUUUACCAAACAUCGUUUCAUCAAGCGGGACGAAAUCGACAGCCUGCGCAUUCCAAAGAGCAUGGUGAAAGAAAUCAUGGCCGGUAUCGCCACGCAAAGGAUGUCACCUCCAGGAUGGGACUUCAUCGAACCUACGGACCGCAUCUUCAUGAAGAAACACAAGGAGGUGGUGGAGGACCAGGUGAAGCGGUGGGCGACCGCCGAGGAAGUCAUCCGCACCAUGGUCGCCGAGCUCGACCUCCCUGACGUCACCGUCCCGGAAGACAACGUCAGCUCGCCCGGGCCGCGCGCGCUCGCGCUCCUCCCGGCGCCCAAGCACGAGCACGAGGCCAACUACGGGUUAGGCGCUAACCCGCGCGAGUUGGACGGGCCGGAAACCAAGGUCGCGCACAAGGGGACCAUGUCGCAGCAAACCAGGGUUAACUUGAUCCAGGUUUUGCGGGACAUCUUCGGGAAGCACGGGGUGUGCAGCCUAGAGUUUUUGCGCAGCUGUUUGGUGGAGGUCGCGAAGGGGGGGGGCGUGCCGGGGAAGAAGCUGAGCGAGGGGGAGAAGCAAAGGGUGGCGGCCGCGGGACAGGCCGUGGCUGCGCCCCCACAGGAAUUGGCGCUUGUCGUGGGCCUCGUGGCACGCCAGAUCCAGGGCGUCUACGUGCUGACGUCACUGGGCAAGGCCGAGGUGGACCCCUUCCGGAAUGUCGUCAUCCAAGCGCUGAUCGCCCGUCCGACGCUGCGCAAGGGCGACGUGCUCGAGGCAGCGAAGCUCGCGCUGAAGUGCGACGUUCCGCAAACGGUGUACACUCGUGUGCUCAAAGAGCUGUGCAUGUCCCGAGGGGGAGUGUGGGUGCUGCGCCCGGGGGACGGAACGUAGGCAGAGCAGGGUGCUCGAGUCGCACUUUUGGGGGGGUUUCCAUGAUAUCCUGUUUUUGGAGGAUUGGUUGCUGGUAUCGUCCUUGAACCAAGGGCUGUUAAUCUUGCGUGGGCUAUGCUGAUUGGUGGAGGAGGACGCAGAGAUGCUCAGGAAGUCUCGUUUAUGAUCAAUAAGCAGACUGAUUUGAAAGUGACUUGACGGAAAACACGCUAUAGCUUGCUCACUUCUUUGUACAAAUAUGCGGAAUCUGCGCCCACAAUCUGGAAGCAUGCAUGCGGUGGCACACGUAGCUCCUAAGCUGCGUGCGGUGCAGACAGUCAUGCAUAUUUUUGAUCGGACUCAAUUUGAACUUAUAUGUUGACAG
Molecule: messenger RNA, 3072 nt
Organism: Klebsormidium nitens
Lineage: Eukaryota; Viridiplantae; Streptophyta; Klebsormidiophyceae; Klebsormidiales; Klebsormidiaceae
Source: the annotation of a GenBank genome assembly